This is a messenger RNA of Nothoprocta perdicaria, 3508 nucleotides long. It is a transcript of the gene PLEKHA6, whose product is annotated as pleckstrin homology domain containing A6. The record is from RefSeq and is a predicted model, not a curated record. NCBI's taxonomy places the organism in Eukaryota, Metazoa, Chordata, Aves, Tinamiformes, Tinamidae. The transcript has 25 exons. Bases 121 to 3435 code for a protein of 1104 amino acids.
AAGUUUCGGGCGGACCGACGGGUGAGCCACAAUGAGAGGCGGAACACGUUCCUGCACCCCGUGACAGGACAGAUCCCGGCGGAAAACGCAAGAUUUGCUUUGCAAAAAUCCCCCUUGGACAUGUCUGGAAAAGCCGUCGGCAAGCGGCCGGCCACCGUCCCCAGCGAGUCGUCCAACCACACCAUGGUGGCGGAGGCGCCGCCGGAGCGUCCCGGAGGCCGGGCCUCGCGCCCGUCCCGCAAGGGCAUCGCCUUCGGGAAACGCUCCAACUCCAUGAAGAGGAACCCCAACGCGGCCGUCACCAAGAGCGGGUGGCUCUACAAGCAGGCCAGCUCGGGCGUGAAGCAGUGGAACAAGCGCUGGUUUGUGCUGGUCGAUCGCUGCCUCUUCUACUACAAAGAUGAGAAGGAGGAGAGUAUCCUGGGCAGCAUCCCGCUGCUCAGCUUCCGCGUGGCGGCCGUGCAGCCCUCGGACAACAUCAGCAGGAAACACACGUUCAAGGUGACCGUGUGCUGGGCGGAGGAGGCGCUGGGCCGGACCAAGCACUCCCUGUCUCCCCAGGCCGAGCACGCCGGCAUCCGCACCUACUUCUUCAGCGCCGAGAACACCGAGGAGCAGGAAUCCUGGAUCCAAGCCAUGGGCGAGGCAGCCCGGGUGCAGAUCCCGCCGGCACAGAGGCAUGAGAAGCCAGACUCGGAAAACAUCCCGCCCAGCAAACACCACCAGCACCGCAACAUGGUGCACCGCGAGCACCCCAAAACCGACCCCGACGCCAAGACCCGCGGCGAAGGCGAUGGCCGGGGCUCCGAGAAGCUCGAGAGGAAAGCGGAGCGGGUGGAAAGCAAGAAGGAGCCCUUGGCCAAAGCCAAUGGCGUCGCGGGCCAGGAGAUGCCCUCGGAGCCGGGCAGCCCGUCCGCAGGGGCGCCGGGCAGCGCGGAGCGCCCGCGGCAGCCCAACGGCUGGCCCUGCUCGCCGCCCGGGCGCCCCGGGAGCAGCGCGCGGGCGGACGGCGAGGGCUCUGGGGCACCGCGCCGCGGCUUCGCUCCGCGCGCCCACCCGGACAAGGCGGCGCAGCGCAAGAGCUCCAUGACGCAGCUGCAGCAGUGGGUCAACCUGCGCCGGGGCAACGUGCCGCCCGAGGAGCUGCGCAGCCCCACCAGGUUUUUCCCCGUGUCUCGCCGGGUGCCCGACUACUAUUCCCCCUACUCGCCGCAGUAUGCCGAGGACUACCAGUACUACCCGCCCGGCGUGCGCCCCGACUCCAUCUGCUCCAUGCCCGCCUACGAGCGCGUGAGCCCCCCGUGGGCGCUGGACGACAAGCGCCUCUCCUUCCGCAACGGGGGCCCCUACCAGCUCCGCGAGUGGAAGGAGCAGCCGGGCUACGCUCGCCAGGACGUCCCGGUGUGGCUGCCGGGCCCCGGGCGGCAGCAGAGCUACUACGAGGAGGUGGAGGCGGCGUCGGGCUCGCUGCGGCGCAUGUCGCUGCAGCCCCGCUCGCGCUCCGUGCCCCGCUCGCCCAGCCAGGGCUCCUACGGCCGCUCGCGCCUCUACUCGCCCGUGCGCUCGCCCAGCGCCCGCUUCGAGAGGCUGCCGCCCCGCGGCGAGGACAUCUACGCCGAGCCGGCUGCCUUCCUCAUGAGGCGCUCGGUCAGUUCGCCCAAGUAUGACUACCUGGGCGACAGGCGGCCCGUGCCCGUGGGGAUGUACCCGUUCCACUACCCGGCCUCCCCCACGGUCCACGACAAAAUGAUGAGCGAGAGCGAGACCCUGAUCAGUAUGGUGAACAGGAUGGUGGAGAGCUCGUCCCCUAGGGCUCAGCUCUACAUGCAAGUGACGCCCUUCCCGGAGGCCUACAGGGAGACGCUGCACACCUACAAGAUAAGCGAGCAGGACACGGACAAGCUCCUGGGGAAGCUCUGUGAGCAGAACAAGGUGCUGCGGGAGCAGGAGCGCCUCGUGCAGCAGCUCCGCGCUGAGAAGGAGAGCCUGGAGAGUGCCCUCAUGGGGACGCACCAGGAGCUGGAGAUGUUCGGGAGCCAGCCAGCCUACCCGGAGAAGCUGCUGCACAAGAAGGAGUCGCUCCAGAACCAGCUCAUCAACAUCCGCGUGGAGCUGUCCCAGGCCAGCACGGCCUUGGCCAACAGCACUGCUGAGUAUGAGAGCCUGGAGAGCGAAGUGUCCGCCUUGCACGACGACCUCUGGGAGCAGCUCAACCUGGACAUCCAGAACGAGAUGCUCAACCGGCAGAUCCAGAAGGAGAUCUGGCGCAUCCAGGACGUGAUGGAGGGGCUGCGCAAGAACAACCCGUCGCGGGGCACGGACACGGCCAAGCACCGAGUGGCCCCGGGCCCCUCGGGCACCUACAGCUCCACCAGCCCCGCCAGCCCCCUGAGCUCGGCCAGCCUCACCAGCCCCCUGAGCCCCUUCUCGCUCGUCUCCGGCUCCCAGGGCUCGCCCACCAAGCAGGGACCCGGCGAGCCCCCGGUGAGCGUGGAGCAGAGCGGGAAGGACGGGCCGGGGUCCCCGGGCGAGGGGCUCCUGCAUAGCCGCCAGGAGCACGACACCGAGAAGCAGGCGGCCCUCAACAAAGUGGGCAUCGUCCCCCCCAGAACCAAGUCGCCGGCGAAGGAGGAGGUGGCGCCGGUGAGCGGCGUGGUGCGGAGGAGCGCCAGCGGCGUGCCCAACGGCCUCGGCUCCCGGGAGAGACCCAAGAGCGCCGUGUUCGCCACCGAGACCAAGGCCAAGAUGAGCGUGGAGGAGCAGAUGGACCGCAUGAAGCGGCACCAGAGCGGCUCCGUGAAGGAGAAGCGGCGCAGCCUGCAGCUCCCGGGCGUCCAGCCGCCCGAGGGGCCCCGCGCACCGGCCUCCUACAAGGUGGUGCGCCGGCACCGCAGCAUCCACGAGGUGGACAUCUCGGACCUGGAGGCCGCGCUGCGCUCCGAGGAGCCGGGCAAGGUGUACGAGACGCCGCGCGAGGAGAUCGCCCGCCUGCGCAAGAUGGAGCUGGAGCCGCAGCACUACGACGUCGACAUCCACAAGGAGCUCUCGACGCCGGACAAGGUCCUCAUCCCCGAGCGCUACGUGGAACUGGAGCCCGACACCCCGCUGAGCCCUGAAGAGAUGAAGGAAAAGCAGAAGAAGGUGGAGAGGAUAAAAACCCUCAUUGCCAAGUCCAGCCUGCAGAACGUGAUCCCGCUGAGCGAGAGCGACGUGGACGCCCCGCCGGACGCCGAGACGCAGCUGCAGGAGCAGGAGAAGCGGAUCGAGAUCUCGUGCGCGCUGGCCGCCGAGGCGUCCCGCCGCGGCCGCAUGCUCUCCGCUCAAUGCGCUACCCCGAGUCCCCCCACCUCCCCAGCCUCCCCGACUCCACCGACCAACCCCCUCUCGUCCGAACCGUCCCGGGGCGCCGACUGCAGCCAUUUUAUGCGUGUCUGAGGCAGGACCGCAAGCUCUGGCGGCCGCCACCGCUGGCAAGUUCCACGGGGCCACGUUCUAGCCCCGCAGCACG